AACUUUUUACAUUUUAACUAAAUUACUACUCAACUCAAAUAAUAUCUUAAGCAUAAGCAUUAUCGUAUUUUUAAAUGCAACGUUUAAGCAUAGCUUUUAUUCUCAUCAGUUAUAGAAGCGUUAUUUAUAGCACAAUAUUUAUAAAACUUGAGAGAUACUGGAGAUCUCAGAUGAAAUUAAGUGUUUAAUUGUCCAAUCGUUGCGUGAGUGUUUAUCAUUGCAGAAUUGAGUGUCAUGAAAUAAAAAAGAAGUAUAAAAGGAUCAAGACUCCGUGGACAUUGUACUCUCAUUCCGCGAUUGAAUUUUGAAUGGAAGAAGUGUUCACAGAUCACGAGAAUGGAUUUCAUCUUUUUGGCACUAUACACUCUUUGCAUUAUUGUGAUUUACGCAGUUUCGUCGAUAGUUCAUCAUGAGUAUGUUCUUCGACAGAAACUUAAAAAUAUUCCCCAUACCGGCGGAUAUCCUCUUAUUGGAAUGACAUUUGAGCAACUGACACUGUCGGAGUAUGAACGCAUAACGUGGCUUUUAAAAUUUAUGGAGAAGUCUAAAGAAGGAAUAUUUGUACAGUGGAUUGGAAGCACGCCCUUUGUUGUCGUGUACAAACCAGAAUAUUUAGAGGUUAUUCUUUCGAGCACUGUAAAUAUCACAAAAGGGAUCCCUUAUGAUAUUAUAAAAGAAUGGUUGGGUAACGGACUUUUAACUUCUACAGGAAAACAAUGGACCCACGAUAGAAAACUGAUUGGGCCAACGUUUCAUUUUAGUAUAUUAGAUCAAUUUGCUAUAGUUCUCUCUGAAAAAGCAGAGAUCUUAACAAAGUGUAUUGAAAGAAAAAUAGAGAAAGAUUCUGGGAAAGCCUUUGAUAUUUUUCCCUUUAUUGUCAAUGCUGCUCUUGAUAUUAUUUGCGAAACAGCAAUGGGUGUGAACUUACAUGCUCAAGAAGGCACAACCGCAUAUGCAUCAGCAACACGAAUAGCAUCCAAGUCAAUAAUGGACCGACUACUUCAACCGUGGUGCUGGAUUAAUUGGUUGUAUUAUUUAAUGCCUUCAGGAAAGCAGUUCAAAUCAGCCCUUGAUACAUUGCAUGGAUUUACGACAGAGGUAGAAGAAAGAAAGAAAUUUAAAAUAAUGUCAGCAUUUUUAUAAAUUUUUCAUAUUAUUUUGGUUAAAGUAUUUAAAUAUCUACAAUAAACAUAAUAAAAAGAAGGAUGUUAAAAAUUAAAAGUCGAUUUUCCGACUACAAAAGGAACCUAAAA
Monomorium pharaonis (pharaoh ant) is the source of this 1253-nucleotide messenger RNA. Its product is annotated as cytochrome P450 4C1-like. Gene Ontology annotation, molecular function: heme binding; monooxygenase activity; oxidoreductase activity, acting on paired donors, with incorporation or reduction of molecular oxygen. Bases 337 to 1143 code for a protein of 268 amino acids. Lineage: Eukaryota; Metazoa; Arthropoda; Insecta; Hymenoptera; Formicidae. The record is from RefSeq and is a predicted model, not a curated record. The transcript has 7 exons.